Molecule: messenger RNA, 867 nt
Organism: Gryllus bimaculatus (two-spotted cricket)
Lineage: Eukaryota; Metazoa; Arthropoda; Insecta; Orthoptera; Gryllidae
Source: the annotation of a GenBank genome assembly
AUAGUGACAGUCACUGUAGCGACAUAAAAGCUCCUGAUUAGAUCAAACUGCAACAUGAUUUACGUGAAGUGCACGACUAAAUAAAUCGUACUGUAUAAGAAGACUAAAAUGAGAUUUGAGACUGGAAUCCUGCAUCUAUCAUCAAGACGUAUAAUUUUUUUAAAAAACAUUAUUUACCUCAUAAAGCUACAUCAGCUUGUUAGUUGUUAACUUGUUAUUAUACAGUUGUUAUGAACGAGCAAGAAAACAGUUGGCAAUGCGGAAGCAAGGGAUUCCCCUUCGUAUGUAGAGGGGAUCUGGCGGGAUCAACGGAUGUGGGUUAAUGUGAGUAUGGCAACUUGGUUUGUCUUUGUGUGAGUUGGGAACCCGUGUAUAGCUAGGCGUCUUUGAGCUAGAUCUGUACUAGUUUCUGCUCGUUUGGACCCAAUUUAUCUAUUUGAAGCGACACUGAAUUUUUGUAUAGUGAAAAAAAAAGUUGAUUGAUGAACGUUUCUGAAAGAAACAUCUCAAAACGACAAUAAGGCCCCUAGGCCGUGAUUAGACUUGCAGAUAUCAAAGGGCAUACCAAAAUAUUACAUUAUGCCUACCAAAUGCUGUUGUUGUAGUGUGCGUUCGGCCUCCAUUGUUGUGGGAACUUUAUCUGUUGUUGUUGCCCUUACUUUUAUGGGUCUUUCUGCUGGAUUUAGUAGCGGAAUAAAAAUCUCAUGUGAACUUUCCUGUACGGAUUCAGGCUGUUCCCGUAAAUGUAAUCCUCCUAGUGAAGCAGUAAAAAUGGUGUCCAAUCUUCUAGCUAUUCUGGCUAUAAUGAAUGCUGUGGAAGUAGUGAUGAGUGUUGGCUUGAUUUGGGGUGCCUGUAAAGUAAUAUAA